This is a messenger RNA of Aphanomyces invadans, 1302 nucleotides long. RefSeq lists its product as hypothetical. The record is from RefSeq and is a predicted model, not a curated record. Bases 1 to 1302 code for a protein of 433 amino acids. The transcript is spliced from 5 exons. Lineage: Eukaryota; Oomycota; Saprolegniomycetes; Saprolegniales; Verrucalvaceae.
AUGGGCGAAGAAGAGAUGAUGUCGCGAGCCGAGUUUGUGAAGGCUUUGGCGCUGGCAUUAGCAGCAAAUGAUGAACAAGAUGCCGUGGCACCAGAGGCUGUGGCGCGCGCUGCAUACGAGUCGCUGCAGUUUGACUUUCCACAGAUAUCGCCAAGUCAGUUGAAAGCACUGGCAACGCACAUGCGCGACGACACGGCAACGUUCCCACUUACAUAUAUGCUGCUACGCAACGCGUUGGAGCUUGCACAGAGCUCUGAUGGUGGGAGCAGUGCGGCCGCUGCUUUGCUCGUUCAAUGCUUCUUCCUUCCAUUCCACGCUUCGAUGGACUACCUCACACACUUCCACUUACAGGAUGACAGCUCAAUUUACGACAAGCUCUUGUUCAUCAGCUACCACACGACGUACGCCCCGCUGUCGUCGCUAUCGUUGGACGACUGGAAUCACUUUCAAUGCACAGAUUUGUGCUGCUCGAUUGCGUCCACUUUGCUCCAUUAUCCGACGGUGGGUGGUCCGUCGGCUGUACUGCUUCAAAUGGAGUGGCUCCGAUACAUGUACUUGUUGCGCGACCGCAUCCUUCAGUAUCCCGUGACAUGUGCCAGCAUACUCCACAAGAUGCUCCACUUUUUCCACUCCCCUGCAAAUUUGGAAGCCAUUGAAGCGAGCCGCGCUUCCGCGGCGCCUCUACGCCUUCUCCUGGACAUUGCGUCGUCCAAGGAGCUCAAGCAAGCUUCGAUGGCAAAGUCGUCGAUUUUAUCGCUUCUUCGAACGAUGAUGCCAAUGAUGGCGAAACAACUCAUGUUGCUGGUUGAAAGCCCAGCCAAAGCGUCGGAUGAUGCGCGGCAUGACGAUGUUCUCAUACACGCCCAACUUUUGGAGUGGGCAGUGCUCGAAGACCCGCCGGGGAUUGCCGCGCUGUUGGAAGACUCGGGAGUUCUACGAUCGAUGCUUCGCUUCAUCACAAUGACGUCGAGACCCACCAAGGCCACGACGACUGAAUUGCUGUCGAUUGCACCGGUCAAGCACAGUCUCCGCAUCGUGGUGCUGUGCAUGCUCUUCCGCCCGACCUUUGCCGAGUUCAUCGAGCGAGUACCUAGCAUGAACCAAUGGACCGCCACUGACACACUCGCGACGAAAUAUGCUGCGGAACACACGCUGUGGCUGCUCUCGAAGUCGUUGGGACAGUCGACACCGUCCCCGCAUUCGUUGUGGAAAGCACUGGCGAGCCUCUUUCCUGUACAAUGCGACCACGUUUUGGCAGCCACCACUCGGGUAAGCCUUCCCAUGCGUUUGAACGCGCGAUGA